CAAAAUCCCAUCCAGCGAAAGAAAAUCCCCAAAUCCUUUCUUCCACUUCGACGGAGCAGAGCAACCCGGCGGAGAUGUCCGGCAGAGGCAAGGGCGGCAAGGGGCUGGGCAAGGGCGGCGCCAAGCGCCACCGCAAGGUGCUGCGGGACAACAUCCAGGGCAUCACCAAGCCGGCCAUCCGGCGCCUGGCGCGGCGCGGCGGCGUGAAGCGCAUCUCCGGGCUCAUCUACGAGGAGACCCGCGGCGUGCUCAAGAUCUUCCUCGAGAACGUCAUCCGCGACGCCGUCACCUACACCGAGCACGCGCGCCGCAAGACCGUCACCGCCAUGGACGUCGUCUACGCGCUCAAGCGCCAGGGCCGCACCCUCUACGGCUUCGGCGGUUAGGAGAUGUUAGGCUUGUGUAAUUCGUGGAUCUGAGAAUCGCUGUGCUUGUGGGAGGGAGUUGUGUGGGUCAAUGUAAUUCUUGCUAUGAAGAAAUGGUACCGAGAUUGGCUCUGUUCAGUUACUAUAA
Messenger RNA from Lolium perenne, 513 nucleotides. RefSeq names its product histone H4. Lineage: Eukaryota; Viridiplantae; Streptophyta; Magnoliopsida; Poales; Poaceae. Gene Ontology annotation, cellular component: nucleosome. Gene Ontology annotation, molecular function: protein heterodimerization activity; structural constituent of chromatin; DNA binding. The record is from RefSeq and is a predicted model, not a curated record.